UGCGCGACGCCAACGCUUUUGAACACACCCACUACACCUCCGAUCUCAAUCAGCCCCAUAAACAGGUUUACGUGGAACUUGAGAGAAACUUUUCCCUGCGAUGCGUCGUCGUAAUGCAGAUUAAACAGAAUAAUGGGAGACAAAUAUGAGAGGGGUCCGUUAACGCGCAGGAGGAGAACGACAAUUUCUGAGACCGCGUCUUCGGUCCUGAAUUCUAAACAAGCCAACGGGAGCAAGCCGGGUAAUGCUGGUGAAGCGUCCAGUGUCAACCAUGAAAAUAGUCCACUUAAGGUGCGGAACGCAUCAACGACACCACGCAAAGACAAGAGCUACAACGAUGCCAUCAAAGAAAGGCUCAGAUGUCACACCCCCCAGGAGUCCCUACUCAGCUCCGAAAGUGGCUACAGCAAUUACAGGGGGAUCCUUAACUGGUGUGUGGUUAUGCUAGUUUUGAGCAAUGCACGCCUUUUCCUGGAGAACCUCAUCAAGUACGGGAUACUUGUGGACCCCAUCCAGGUGGUGUCCCUGUUCCUUAAGGACCCCUAUAGCUGGCCUGCAGCGUGCCUUAUCAUUGCCUCCAAUGUGUUCAUAAUGGCAGCUUUGUACACGGAGCGGAGGCUCUCUGUGGGGACUAUCUCAGAGGGCACCGGAACAUUCCUCUACAUCAUCAAUCUCUCGACCAUUUUGAUCUUCCCCGCGGCAACUGUGUUGUCCGUUACCUCCAUGACCCCAGUGGGAGGAAUCCUAGCCCUGGGCGUCUACACGAUCCUGCUCCUGAAGCUGUACUCCUACAAGGACGUGAACAUGUGGAGUCGCGAGAUUAGACACGCCAAGGCCCGCACCCUCUCCCGCUCGCAAUCCUGCCCAUCUGUGCACAGACUCAAUGGGAUGGCCCACGCUCAGGUGACCUACCCGGGCAAUCUCACACACAGAGAUUUGUAUUACUUUGUUUUCGCCCCGACACUGUGCUACGAGCUCAACUUUCCCCGGUCUCCACGGAUACGUAUCAGGUUCCUCAUAAGGAGGCUGUUUGAAAUGCUUUUCUUCAUGCAGUUGCUGGUGGGACUGAUACAGCAGUGGAUGGUCCCUACCGUUCAGAACUCCAUGAAGCCAUUUCAGGACAUGGACUUCUCCAGGAUGGUGGAGCGUCUGCUGAAGCUUGCAGUCCCCAAUCAUUUCAUCUGGCUCAUCUUUUUCUAUUGGUUUUUCCACUCCUCCACGAACUUUGUAGCUGAGCUGAUGCGGUUUGGCGACCGGGAGUUUUACCGGGACUGGUGGAACUCCGAAUCUGUCACAUAUUUCUGGUCUAAUUGGAACAUUCCAGUACAUAAGUGGUGUCUCCGCCACUUUUACAAGCCCAUGCUGCGCAGAGGUGUGAACAAGCUGCUCGCCCAGACCGCCGUAUUCCUGGUGUCCGCCUUCUUUCACGAGUAUUUGGUGAGCGUGCCUCUGAAGAUGUUCCGUCUGUGGGCAUUUAUGGGCAUGAUGGCGCAGGUUCCGCUGGCCUGGUUUGUGGGACGGUACCUGAGGGGUAACUACGGCAACGCUUGUGUCUGGAUCUCACUCAUCAUUGGCCAGCCCAUCGCUGUGCUCAUGUACGUCCACGACUACUAUGUGCUGCACUCCCAAGGGGAACCCUACAAAAUGGCUGGACAGAAUUGAUGAAGCAACACAGUCGUUCCCUCCGUUUAGGAAAAUACAGAAUGUAUAUGAACAGUAUAUUUUUAAAGGGAAAUCUUUUCCAGAGGAAACCGCCUCAGCCCGGAAAGGAUUGUAAGAAAUUAAUAUUGUAUUCCAGUUGAAGAAUCUUCCCCAUCCGAGACCAAUUCUCUGCCAUUGCACUGGGCGGAGCUAGUUGUGCUGGAAUAAUGUGCAAUCGUCCUGACACCACCACUGCCCAACCAAAGCACGAGAACAUUUUUUUAAUGCCUUUUCAUACUUGAAACUCCAGCACUAUAAUGAUCAAUGCAAAUGUGUUCUCAUAUACAGAAUGUACCUGCCUACUACUGGUAUUCGUAUGAGUGGUCGCUGUUGCCUAUUGCAAUGCUUCAUAUGCUGAAAACUUUAUUUCUCCUCUUGUAAUGAUUGUUUCUAGUAUACCAGUGGCGUUUUGUGUGUAUUUAAUCAUAUGUAUUUAUUUUUCUAUAAUUAGUGUGAUCAGUUUGAUUUCUGAAAUAUGAUUGUGUUCGCUCUUUGCACUUUAUCAAUAUGCAUGCGCGUAGUUUGCAAAGCUGUGGUGGUGUUCCUUUUAAAAGGAACAUGGCGCAAUAAGACUUUUAAUUUCAAUUGUGAAUUAUUUUAUUCGCACAGUGAAAGCAGUGUUAUUCAGCAAUGGUGACUGAACAAUGAGAUGAAAUGUGAUUUUUUAUUUUUUUUUUGGUUGUUGACCUUUGUUGUCAUGAUGUCAAGUUGAAAUGCUUCAGUGUUUUUGGUAGAGAGGUUUUUCCUUUGAGUCAAAUUCUGUCUGCACGCAUCUUAGGGUUGUGUUGCAUUUUAAACAAACCUGUUGCCAAUUCUUACUUGUGCCUGUAAGCUAUCUAUACCAUCAGUAUAUGAGAAAUUCAUUCUGGUAUCCAUUUCCACAGUUCAAACAAAGCACAUUAUUCUUAUUGUUUUUACAUUGAUGUUUAAACAAAAAUAUUUAGCUUAUUGAAAGAGCUUUCUUGUUUUCAAUGGAAAGGGAAAAUACCCAUAAUUACUUAGGGCUUAACUUCAUUAAGAUGCAGUUAAUUUGUUCAUCUGAUUUUAUUCCUGAGCAUUGCUUUUAUUUGGCUUUCUAUUAUGUGAAAGCAGAUCUUGUCAAACGUUUUGUAAUUUGUUCUAGACCUGAUGUCAGUCAAAUGCAAAGACGUGUAUUAGCAACCCCUAACCAUUCAGACAGCCAAAAACACCAUCCUGAAAAUCAAAAAGCUGCAAGCAAGUGUAUCUUGUGAGUCUGGGUUUUGUCCUCUUGUGUUUUACCUGUUCUGGAGAGGGUUUUGUAAGUACAAUGCAAUGCAAUGCAGUACUCAGGUGCAUUUCUGUGCUCUGAGACCUUGGCAGCUGCGUCACCAGUGAAAUAAAAUCCUGCCCAUG
Clupea harengus (Atlantic herring) is the source of this 3075-nucleotide messenger RNA. It is a transcript of the gene dgat1a, whose product is annotated as diacylglycerol O-acyltransferase 1a. NCBI's taxonomy places the organism in Eukaryota, Metazoa, Chordata, Actinopteri, Clupeiformes, Clupeidae. The record is from RefSeq and is a predicted model, not a curated record. Gene Ontology annotation, cellular component: endoplasmic reticulum membrane. Gene Ontology annotation, biological process: triglyceride biosynthetic process. Gene Ontology annotation, molecular function: diacylglycerol O-acyltransferase activity.